AUGAACCACCAAGAUCAGUCACAUUCAAACGAAAUCCAUUCGUGUCGUCCUAUUCCACCGCGACCAGCAACAAUUACAAGAAUCAUUCCUUCAUCAAUGCUACGUCCAAUAGUACCACAUGAACGUCAAAUACGAGUUUGUUCAGUGAAGGUGACAAUGGCAAAUGAAAGUAUCGGCCAAAGAACGCAAUAUCUAGAAACAAUACCUCGCAUACCACAGCAGCAGCAAAGAUCUUUUAUUAAUUCAUCAACGGUGCAUCAGAUACGUUUUGCUAAUCAUCAAUCUGUUUCAACGACUGAACCGCACGGAAACAGUGUGAAUCUUCGAAAUAGUUCACUGCAUUUAGUUAACAACGUCGUCGGUGAUGAUGAUAUCUGUGCAAUAGAUCAAGUUUUGUCCAUCCAUGAUCAGCAAUCACCAUCGUUAUCUCCAACUAUUAAUACUGAUAAAGCAAAUGUACAAACAAAUAAUGAGAAAACUCCUUUUUCUGCAUUUCUCAUUGAUAACUGUGAUGAAGAAGAACCUCCUAAACGUUCAUCUCCGCCGCAGUUUCCUCUAUCAGAUUGUUCAAUAGCCACAAAAGUAGUGCAAUCGUUUGAUGAUAGUAACGAGAAUGAGCAAUGUGGUUCAUUAAUGAGCGAGUUUAAUGCUGGUGAUGCCGAACAAGAAAAAAUACUCCACCGACGAAAAGAAUUUUACCAAAGAUUAAGAAAACAAAUCAAACUUGUUAAACAAUCAAAAGGUACAGUAUGCGAAUCACAAAGUGAUCAAAAUCGAAUCAAAACAACUGCAAAUAACAACACUACUGCUCACCACGAAUCACCUUCCGAAUGGGUUGUUGAAUAUAAGAAUUCAGAUAUGAAGAGACUUCCACAAUCGACUGUUACAUUAAAGAAGACAGCAACAAUUGGCACGAUGACGGAUGAUUAUGAAACAAACGAAAUUAAUACAAUUAUAGAGCAAGUCAAGAAUCAACAAUUAGAAUUAAACCAAUUACGAAAAUCUCUCAUAGCAAUGCUGAAUGCAAAACAAAGUGACAACGUGAAUAGUAACCACGAUCAUCUUUUGAAAUUGCUCGAUCAACCAAUACUUUCGGGGUGUUGGCUGUGCUCAGGCAAAUCGUAUACUGAAGUUGCUGCGCAAUGCAAUAGUACUGAAUCGUAA
This is a messenger RNA of Adineta ricciae, 1164 nucleotides long. The record is from the annotation of a GenBank genome assembly. Lineage: Eukaryota; Metazoa; Rotifera; Eurotatoria; Adinetida; Adinetidae.